Messenger RNA from Cygnus atratus (black swan), 1791 nucleotides. RefSeq names its product T-box transcription factor 21 (gene TBX21). The record is from RefSeq and is a predicted model, not a curated record. Gene Ontology annotation, biological process: regulation of transcription by RNA polymerase II; cell fate specification; lymphocyte migration. Gene Ontology annotation, molecular function: RNA polymerase II cis-regulatory region sequence-specific DNA binding; DNA-binding transcription factor activity, RNA polymerase II-specific. Gene Ontology annotation, cellular component: nucleus. Lineage: Eukaryota; Metazoa; Chordata; Aves; Anseriformes; Anatidae.
AUGGGCGCUCUGGAGCCGGCCGCCGGAGCCCCCCGCGCCGCCCUCCCCAUGCUCAGCGGCGCCGCCAGCUUCGCCAAGGAGCCGCCGGGCGCCCGGGACGCCGCCGCCGCCGCCGCCUACUACGGCGAGCCCGGGGCCCCGGAGCCGCCCGUCCCGCCGCUGCCCUACGGCGCGCCCCCCGUGCCCGGCGGCUUCGGCGGCGGCGGCGGCCGCUUUCUCGGGCCGUGCCCGCCCUACCGGGCGCCGCCGCCCGCCGCCGCCCCGGCCGCGGGGACCGGUUACGCGGCGGCGGCGGGCGAGGGCUACGCGGGCGCGGAGCUGUACGGGGGCGCGGAGGGCGCCUACGGCCCCGGCGGAGCCCCCGCGCUGUGCCCCCGCGCCGGGCAGCUCUGCGCCCUGCCCGGGUACCGGGCGGCCGGCAAGGUGCAGGUGAUGCUCAACAACUUCCCGCUGUGGGCCAAGUUCCACAAGCACCAGACCGAGAUGAUCAUCACCAAGCAGGGCAGGCGCAUGUUCCCGUUCCUCAGCUUCAACCUCUCAGGGCUCAACCCUGUGGCCCACUACAGCGUCUGCGUGGACGUGGUGCUGGUGGACCAGCACCACUGGCGCUACCAGGGCGGCAAGUGGGUGCAGUGCGGCAAGGCCGAGGGCAACAUGCCAGGGAACCGCCUCUACCUGCACCCCGACUCGCCCAACACGGGCGCACACUGGAUGCGCCAGGAGGUCUCCUUUGGGAAGCUGAAGCUCACCAACAACAAGGGCGCAGCCAACAACGUCGGACAGAUGAUCGUGCUGCAGUCGCUGCACAAGUACCAGCCCCGGCUGCACGUGACGGAGGUGAAGGAGGGCGAGGGCGAGGCACCGUGCCCCUCCCCGCACACCCACACCUUCGCCUUCCCCGAGACCCAGUUCAUCGCCGUCACAGCCUACCAGAACGCUGACAUCACCCAGCUGAAGAUCGACCACAACCCCUUCGCCAAAGGCUUCCGGGACAACUUUGACUCGAUGUACGCGGCCUCGGAGGGCGACCGCCUGACCCCGUCUCCGCCGGACGCCCCCGGCUGCCCCCAGCUGCUGCCGGGCCCCCGCUUCCAGCCCUUCCUGCAGGAGCAGUACCCGCUGCCCCCCGGGCGCUUCUACAACGGGGAGCGGGGGCCCCCGCUGCCCCUGCCCCCCAAGGACCCCCCCCGCUGGUACUUUGCCCCCCAGCAGCCGCCCGCCGGGGCCCUGGAGUUCGGCGGCUACGAGGGGGGGUACGGCGGGGGCAAGCUGGUGCCCUACGGGGUGAAGCCCUUCGCCCUGCCGCCUGCCACCCACCCGCCUCUGCCCUACUACCACGAGGGGCCGGCGGCUUUCGGGGGGCCGGGGGCCUGGGGCCCCGGGCAGUACGUGCCCAAGGGCAGCCCCGGGACCCUGGGCUGGUACCGGGAGCCCCGGGAGGAGAAGUGCAAGGAGGCGGAGGGCUGGACCCCCGAGCCCCCCGUUGCCAAGCCCGGCGAGGCCGCGGAGCCGGGGCUGUACGAGGCGGGCUGCAAGCGGCGCCGCGUGUCCCCGUACCCCUCCAGCGCCGAGAGCUCGCCCCGCCCGCAACGGGGACCUCUACGACAAGGAGCCGGGCGCUGACGGCAGCUACUACGGCUUCUACGGGAACUGAGCCACGGCGGUGGGGAGGACACAGACCCCCCCCCCCCCCCCCAAUCCAGGCACCCCAAGAAAUGUCGGGCACCCCAGAGCCAUGGCAGCAAAAACCCUUCAGGGGCUGGAGCCAAGCCCCGCGCAGGGCAUCCUUGA